AUGGAGACAAAAAACAGCUCAGUGGUGACAGAAUUCAUUCUCCUUGGACUGACCCAGUCUCAAGAAGCACAGCUUCUGGUCUUUGUGCUCGUUUUAGUAUUCUACCUCAUCAUCCUGCCUGGAAAUGUUCUCAUCAUUGUCACCAUAAGAUCAGACCCUAGACUCUCAGCCCCACUCUACUUCUUCCUGGGCAACUUGGCCUUCCUGGAUGCAUCCUACUCCUUCAUCGUGGCUCCCAGGAUGCUGGUGGACUUCCUCUCUGAGAAGAAGGUAAUCUCCUACACAGGCUGCAUCACUCAGCUAUUUUUCUUGCACUUUGUUGGAGCAGGAGAAAUGUUUCUUCUUGUUGUGAUGGCCCUUGACCGCUUUAUUGCCAUCUGCCAUCCUUUACACUACUCAACUUUCAUGAACCACAGAGUCUGCUAUGCAUUAGUGAUGGCUCUGUGGCUGGGAGGCUUUGCUCAUUCAAUUGUACAAGUGGCCCUUAUCCUGAACUUGCCCUUCUGUGGUCCAAACCUGCUGGACAACUUCUUCUGUGAUGUCCCACAGGUCAUCAAGCUGGCCUGCACUGACACCUUUGCAGUGGAGCUUCUGAUGGUCUUCAACAGUGGCCUGCUCACUCUUGUGUGUUUCCUGGGGCUUCUAUCCUCCUAUGCUGUCAUCCUGUGCCGCAUAAAGGGACACUCCUCUGAAGGGAAGAGCAAGGCUAUCUCCACGUGUACCACCCACAUUAUCAUUGUGUUUCUUAUGUUUGCACCUGCCAUUUUUAUCUAUACUCGCCCCUUCCAAGUCCUCCCAGCUGACAAAGUUGUAUCUCUGUUCCACACAGUCAUUUUUCCUUUAUUGAACCCUGUGAUUUAUACACUUCGAAACCAGGAAGUGACAGCUUCCAUGAGGAAGUUGCUAAAUCAGUAUGUGAUUUGCUGA
Jaculus jaculus (lesser Egyptian jerboa) is the source of this 927-nucleotide messenger RNA. RefSeq names its product olfactory receptor 4N5. The transcript has a single exon. The record is from RefSeq and is a predicted model, not a curated record. Lineage: Eukaryota; Metazoa; Chordata; Mammalia; Rodentia; Dipodidae. The coding region runs from base 1 to 927 and encodes 308 amino acids. Gene Ontology annotation, biological process: G protein-coupled receptor signaling pathway. Gene Ontology annotation, molecular function: olfactory receptor activity; G protein-coupled receptor activity. Gene Ontology annotation, cellular component: membrane.